Wyeomyia smithii (pitcher-plant mosquito) is the source of this 5400-nucleotide messenger RNA. RefSeq lists its product as uncharacterized. Gene Ontology annotation, biological process: DNA integration. Bases 1 to 5400 code for a protein of 1799 amino acids. The transcript has a single exon. The record is from RefSeq and is a predicted model, not a curated record. Gene Ontology annotation, molecular function: nucleic acid binding. Lineage: Eukaryota; Metazoa; Arthropoda; Insecta; Diptera; Culicidae.
AUGACGAAGAAGCUUAAGCCGAAGCUGCAUGUGCGCGACAACAUUGUCGAUUUUCUUUUACGAACGGAACGGUUCUUGAAGCAAUACGACCCGGCCAAUCACGCUCUCCAGGUCCAAUCCAGAAUCGACAAACUCGACGAAAAAUGGGACGAAUUCGAAGAGGCUCAAACGCAAAUAGAGGAGAUGGAGGAACAUGUAGAAAAGGUGAAUGAACACAAGCACACUCGGGCCCAGUUUGAGGAGUUGUACUUCAAGGUAAGGGCAGAGUUGAAAGCGAAAUUGCCAUCCACCACUCCCAUUACUCUCCCCACCCCCUCUGGAACCUCACGCACCCCCUCAUGUGGCAAUAUUCAAUUACCCAAAAUAAAUCUACCAGAAUUCAAUGGGGAAUUCGACAAAUGGUUGCCAUUUUAUGACACAUUUAAAUCGCUGAUCCAUGGCAAUCCGGAUCUGAGCGCGAUACAACGUUUUCAUUAUUUACGAGCGUCUCUAAAGGGUGAGGCGUUGAAGGUCGUUGAUGCAUUCCCAAUGAGCGAAGCGAGCUAUGGGGUUGCCUGGUCUGCGUUGACCAAACGUUAUUCGAAUGUGUACUUGCAGAAAAAGCGACACGUAAACGCUUUGCUACAGUACCCGAAGUUGAAAAAGAUGACUGCGAGUGGAAUCCAUGACGUCAUCGAUUGCUUCGAUCGACAUCUGAAAAUUUUGGAUUUAUUAGGAGAAGCAACAACGGGUUGGGGAGCGAUACUGACGCAGCUAUUAGUAUCGAAGCUGGACGAUGCCACGCAGAAGGAAUGGGAGGAGUUUGCCGUGAAAAGGGAAGAGCCUGCCUAUCUACACGUGAUGGAGUUCUUAGAAGGUCAAACCCGGAUUCUGGAUGCGAUUGCAGUCGACCAGUCCUCCGAAAACCAGCGCGCCCCACAACUCUCUGUGUCCACUCCGUUUAAGAAACCAGCACCGAAGUUGUCAGUCCACGCAGCGUCGGAAGGCUACUCGCCAAAAUGUGUCUCUUGCAGCGGUCCUCAUUACUUAAGUAAUUGUCCACAGUUCGUGAAGAUGCCUUUGGAUAAGCGGUUCCAGGUCGUCAAUUCGAAAAAACUAUGUAGCAACUGUCUCCGACGUGAUCACUACAGUCGAGACUGCAAUUCCAAGUACCGUUGCCGUACGUGUCGCAAGAAGCAUCACACUCUACUUCAUCCUGGGCCAUCAGCAUCCGGUUCUGGUUCUGCGGCUGAUGCUCAGGUCUCUGAUCAAUCUCAAUCAGGUAGUUCUGUUUCUUCCACGACUACGACAGCUACAGUGGAAAUUCCUCGGCAGUCUCUUCAAAGCUCGGUGGCUACAAUCUACGCGGCCAAUAUUUCAGCAGAUUCGAGGGAGGCGCACAUAUUUUUGUCGACGGUUUUGGUAUCGGUGAAGGAUCGCAAUGGGCGGUUGCAUACAGCGAGAGCGCUACUGGACAGCGGAUCGCAAGCAAAUCUUAUCUCGGAGAGGCUGUGCCAGCUUCUGAAGCUACCUAGAAACGGAGUCUAUAUCCCAAUUUCUGGUGUCGGCAGUGCGCGGGUUCAGAUAAACGGUUCUGUGUCUGCCACGAUCGGUUCUCGAAUUUCGGAUUAUUCGGUACCGAUGGACUUCCUGGUCAUCAAGAAGGUUACGGAGGACCAACCGUCAACAACAAUUCCAAUCGGUAAUUGGAAACUUCCAUCUGACAUGGCGUUGGCGGAUCCUGGUUUUAACAAGCGAGCAUCGAUCGAUCUUCUCCUGGGUUUGGAGUACUUCUACGAAUUCUUGCUCUUGAAUAGUGGUCGAGUGCAAAUUCAGCGCAUCGGCGAAGGACUUCCACUCUUUGUUAACACCGUUUUCGGGUGGAUUGCAGCCGGCAAGGCCGACUUGGGAAGCCUGAACCCUGUUCCGUGUUGCCACGCGACGAUCAACACAAGCACCUUGGAAGAGAAAAUCGAGCGGUUUUGGACGAUUGAAGAGCUACAAGAUGUGCCGAAGCUGACACAGGAAGAGCAAGACUGCGAGGAGCAUUUUCAAAAUACUUUCUCCCGUGAUUCGACUGGGCGAUAUGUGGUGCGUCUGCCAAAGCGAAUGGGUUUCGAGCAAAUGAUCGGCGAAUCGAAGGACAUGGCCUUGCGGAGACUACUGCAGCUUGAACGGCGAUUCGAGAAGGACUCGAAGCUUCGGAAGCGAUACAACGAUGCAAUACAAGCGUACUUGGAUCAAAAUCAUAUGGCAAUCGUUCCAGAGAAGGAAUUGAAGCGCGAUAAACGGAUUGCCUGCUAUCUGCCUCAUCAUCCGGUCUUCAAGGAAUCAAGCUCGACGACGAAGAUUCGACCGGUAUUCGACGGUUCAGCCAAGACGACAUCAAACCGCUCACUGAAUGAUGCUCUCAUGACGAGUCCGGUGAUCCAAGACUCACUCUUCGAUCUGCUUCUUCGGUUCCGCAAGCAUUUGGUGGCUCUAGUUGCUGACAUCGAGAAGAUGUACCUGCAGGUGAUAAUACACCCCGAUGACACCCCUUUGCUCCGGAUCUUGUGGAGGUUCUCACCAACGGAACCAAUUUCGACGUAUGAGAUGUCCAGGGUCACUUUCGGGUUAGCGCCAUCGUCGUUCCUCGCCACACGGUGUUUACAGCAACUGGCGCAUGAUGAAGGUGAUCAAUUUCCACGAGCGAAGACGGCGCUAGUUUUCGAUUUUUACGUCGACGAUUAUAUCGGUGGGGCGGAAUCGGAAGAAGAGGCUAUCUUGCUGCGGCAAGAAUUGGUACAGCUGUUGUCAAAAGGUGGCUUCAGACUGCACAAAUGGGUAUCGAACUCGAAAGCAGUAUUAACUUCCGAUGAAUUGGGAACAUCGUUUGCUUUGAGUUUCGACCAGGAGCGUGUGAAAACGCUAGGAAUUAGCUGGCAGUCAGGGCCAGAUCUGCUAAGCAUCGAUGUAUCAGGUCUCACUGUAAGCGGACAGUGGACUAGGCGCAAGGUGUACUCCGUCAUUGCUCAAUUAUUCGAUCCUACCGGUCUCACAGCUCCUGUUAUUGCCUGGGCUAAGAUUCGAAUGCAACUACUCUGGGUGGCUACUCAGGGUUGGGAUGAUCCGUUAUCACCGGAUUUGGAGAAGCAGUGGGCAGAUUUCUACCAACAACUUCCGUCACUCGCCAACGUCAAGGUGGAUCGACACGCAUUCACCGAUCAUCCAGUACUGACAGAGUUCCAUGUGUUCUCCGACGCAUCCGAGGCAGCCUACGGAGCAUGCAUCUAUGGCCGUUCGAUUAGCAUGUCCGGGCAGAUUAAGGUCGAAUUACUAGCAGCAAAAUCUCGUUCUGCAAGCCUGAAGAAGGCCACACUCGCGAGGUUAGAGCUAUGCGGUGCCCAUAUUGCUGCCAAACUAUAUCGUGCGACCGUGCACGCACUCAAGAUGGAGGAGAUCGAGGCUCGUUUCUGGUCAGAUUCGACUAUCGUACUAUCGUGGCUGAAGCUGCCACCAUACGUCUGGCCUACUUUCGUUGCUAACCGGGUCUCACACAUCCAGGAGAUUACGAAGAGACACCAGUGGAAUCACGUGAAAGGGACAGAGAAUCCAGCCGAUCUCGUGUCGCGAGGAGUUAUGCCAAAGGACCUAGCAGAGCUACCACACUGGUUUCAUGGUCCACACUGGUUAUCGCUUCUUGAUCAACAUUGGAAUACCCGAGAACAUUUGGAAUACGAGCAGCCUGCGGAAGAAUUGCUGGAGAAGAAGAAGAACGUGCUCGUGGUAACGGAGCACGGUCAACUGCAUCCACUGUUGGAUCGAUAUUCGUGUUAUUGGAGGAUGUUGCGGAUUACGGCAUACUGCGUGAGAUUCGUACGAAGUUGUCAACGUCGCAGAUCGCUCCUCGCAACCCCGAUGCUUAACGUCAAGGACUUACAAGAGGCUAAGUAUGCAUUGGUGCGAGGUAUUCAACGGGAGUCAUUCGCUGUGGAGAUAAAGGCGCUUGUUAAUCAUCGUGCUGUUCCUGCCAGUUCGUCGUUGAAGUUACUCAACCCGUUCCUAGACCAGCACGGCAUACUUCGAGUUGGUGGCCGGCUCAAUCUUGCCGAAGAAUCGUACGCUGUUCGACACCCCAUGAUUAUCCCUGGGAAUCACUCUUUUUCGCGACAAGUGGCAGUCGCAUAUCACGAAAUCUCGCUUCAUUCUGGUCCUCGUAUGACGCUCGCUCAAAUCCGGCAAGAAUUCUGGCCCAUAAACGGCAAGGCAUUGGCAACCUACACGUUCCGACAUUGUAUUCGCUGUUUUCGAGCUAAACCUGUCCCUGUCUCGCAACCUUCUGGCCAAUACCCAAAAUCCCGUACAACUCCCUCUCGAGCUUUCACUGUCACUGGUGUGGAUUACUGCGGUCCGAUCUUUUUGAAGCCCGUUCACCGAAAGGCUGCAGCUCAGAAGGCAUACAUCGCCGUUUUCGUGUGUUUUAGCACUAAGGCGGUCCACCUCGAACUGGUAGGGGACCUCACUACCGCUGCUUUCCUGUCUGCUUUGCGACGCUUCGUGUAUCGUCGAGGUUUACCUGCUGAGAUUCAUUCGGACAAUGGUCUCAACUUCCAAGGCGCCAGCAACCAUCUUCGAGAGCUCUACGAUCUACUACGUGACCCAGUCGCGACGGCAAAAAUCGCUCCUGAAGCUACCCAGCGUGGCAUCAGCUGGAAGUUUAUCCCACCACGAGCACCCAAUUUCGGCGGCCUCUGGGAGGCGGUCGUAAAAUCCGCAAAGACAUCACUAAUCCGAGUCCUGGGUCAACGACAGCUCUCUUUCGAAGACAUGACGACGGUCCUCACUCAGAUCGAAGCUGGUAUGAACUCGCGCCCUCUCACCCCACUGUCUUUCGAAGACAUGACGACGGUCCUCACUCAGAUCGAAGCUGGUAUGAACUCGCGCCCUCUCACCCCACUGUCAGAAGAUCCGCGUGAAUUAGACGUGCUUACUCCUGGUCAUUUUCUGACGGGCACAUCCCUGCUGGCAAUUCCCGACCCGGACUACAUGGAUGUCCCCACAAAUCGGCUGCAACACUACCAGCAACUACAGCAGCUGGUUCAGCAUCAUUGGAAACGGUGGAAGCAGGAGUAUAUCUCGCAGCUCCAUAACCAGAACCAACGAUUUCUUCGUGCCACACCGCUCAAAGUGGGCCAAAUGGUGGUCCUCAAGGAAGACGGAAGCGCAGCUAUCGAAUGGCCGCUAGCUCGCAUCAUCGAAAUCUACCCUGGCCCCGACGGCGUAGUGAGGGUAGUGAAGGUACGAACGCCGACUGGAGCAGUCUACAAGCGGCAGGCUGCGCGUGUCUGUUUGCUACCAUUCGAGAAAGUAGAAACCACGCAGUCGACGAUCUCCGCCGACCCUCAACCUCCGAAUCCAACCCCGAAGGACGACCUGUAA